Molecule: messenger RNA, 2889 nt
Organism: Manihot esculenta (cassava)
Lineage: Eukaryota; Viridiplantae; Streptophyta; Magnoliopsida; Malpighiales; Euphorbiaceae
Product: probably inactive leucine-rich repeat receptor-like protein kinase IMK2
Exons: 2
Coding region: 223-2724 (833 amino acids)
Biological process (GO): protein phosphorylation
Molecular function (GO): ATP binding; protein kinase activity; protein binding
Source: RefSeq, a predicted model, not a curated record
AGCCUCUAUCCCAGCUCUCUACAGGAGAAGAGCCUCCUCUCUCUCUACCUACACGUGGUCUUCCACAGAACCCCGCCUCUAAAUUCGUACUACAAAGCCCAGUAACUAAUGUUUGAAUCAGCUCCUGUUUCAUUGUUGCUAAAGUUCAAAUAAGAAAGAAAGCCUAGGAAAACAAAAUUUUGUUCUUGUUUUCUGCAUUGUUUGCUGUUUCUACCGAGGGUUAUGGAAAAUCCAAAUACAUAUUUCAGUAGCUUCUGCAAGUACCCUUUUAGAAGUUUUGCAGAUUGGUGUUGCAUUUCCAAUAAGAAGAAGGAGAAAUGGAAGAUUCAGAUGGAAUUGCAAGUACCCUUUUUCAUCUAUACCCAGUUUUUCUUGUUGUUUCAUCUGCUCGUUUUUGUCGUUCAACCUGUUUCCUGCCAAGAUUGGGAUGGUGUGGCUGUCACCCAAGCUAAUUUUCAAGCAUUGCAAGCUUUCAAAGCAGAACUUGUUGACCCGAAAGGCUUUUUGAAGAGCUGGAAUGACAGCGGCUAUGGAGCUUGUUCCGGAGGUUGGACUGGAAUCAAGUGUGCUCAAGGCGAAGUUAUUGUAAUUCAGCUUCCUUGGAAAGGAUUGGGGGGCAAAAUUACUGACAAAAUUGGGCAACUUCAAGCACUUCGAAAGCUCAGCCUCCAUGACAAUCUCAUAGGUGGCUCAAUCCCCAAGACAUUGGGAAUCCUCCCAAAUCUUAGAGGUGUUCAGUUAUUCAACAACAGGCUUUCAGGCUCAAUCCCACCUUCUCUAGGAUCUUGUUUUUUGCUCCAAACUCUAGACCUGAGUAACAACUCUCUCACAGGGACAAUUCCAGAGAGCCUUGCAAAUGCUACCAAGCUUUUUAGACUCAACCUGAGCUAUAAUUCAUUAUCAGGUUCAAUCCCACUUAGCAUCACUCGCUCUUCCUCUAUCAUUUUCUUAGAUCUUCAAUUCAAUGACCUCUCUGGCUCCAUUCCUGCUUUUCUGGGAAAGUUAAGUGAGCUCCAAGAUGUUUCCCUUAGUCACAACCGAAUCACUGGAGCCAUUCCAGUUGAAAUAGGUGGGCUUUCUAGGCUAAGAACAUUGGAUAUUUCUAACAACGCCAUUAAUGGAAGCUUGCCUACUUCUUUCUCUAAUCUAUCAUCGCUUGUUCUUCUGAAUCUUGAGAACAACAACCUUGAUAACCAAAUCCCAGAAUCUUUUGGCAGAUUGCGUAACCUUUCUGUUCUAAACUUGAAGAGAAACCAGUUUAUUGGUAAAAUUCCUACAACACUGGGAAACGUUUCCACAAUCACACAACUAGAUUUAUCAGAGAAUAAGCUCAGUGGAGAAAUUCCAGAUUCCCUAGCCAAUCUACAACGUCUGGUUUCUUUCAAUGUUUCUUACAAUAACCUCUCCGGUUCUGUUCCGACGACUCUGUUACAAAAAUUCAAUUCAAGCUCGUUUGCUGGUAACGUCCAACUAUGUGGAUUUAGUGGUGCAGCUCCAUGUCCUUCUCAAGCACCUUCCCAGAGCGUCCCAUCUCCACCACCAGAGAUGCCUAAAAAACGUCAUCGUAAAUUGAGUGCUAAAGACAUAAUUCUCAUUGCAGCUGGAGCUCUUCUCAUUCUGUUAUUAAUCCUUUGUGGCAUUCUACUGUGUUGCUUGAUAAGGAAAAGGUCAGCAUCAUCGAAAGCCAAGGAUGGUCAAGCCACAGUGAGGGCUGCCGCUGCAGGAGGUGGAAAGGGAGCCUCACCAGUUGUGGGUGAAGUUGAAUCCGGUGGAGAAGCUGGAGGGAAACUAGUACAUUUUGAUGGUCCCUUAGCUUUUACAGCAGAUGAUCUCUUGUGUGCAACUGCAGAAAUUAUGGGAAAGAGCACUUAUGGGACAGUGUAUAAGGCCACAUUAGAAGAUGGAAAUCAAGUUGCAGUGAAAAGAUUAAGAGAAAAAACUACAAAAGGACAGAGAGAAUUCGAAAGUGAGGUUAAUGUGCUUGGUAAAAUCAGACACCCAAAUCUUUUAGCUUUGAGGGCUUAUUAUUUAGGACCUAAAGGAGAGAAGCUUCUUGUUUUUGACUACAUGUCUAAAGGAAGUCUUGCAACUUUCCUCCAUGCCAGAGGACCUGAUAGAACAAUUGACUGGCCGACGAGAAUGAGGAUAGCACAGGGCACGACACGGGGCUUGUCCUGUCUUCACAAUAAUGAGAACAUCAUACAUGGGAAUCUUACAUCAAGCAAUGUCCUGCUUGAUGAGAAUGCAAUUGCGAAAAUUGCUGAUUAUGGGUUAUCUCGACUAAUGACAGCUGCCGCUAAUACUCAUGUAAUUGCAACUGCAGGUGCAUUAGGCUACAGAGCACCUGAGCUUUCAAAGCUUAAGAAAGCAAACACAAAAACAGACGUAUAUAGCCUUGGAGUGAUCAUAUUGGAACUCCUUACAGGGAAGUCUCCAGGAGAAGCAAUGCAUGGUGUGGAUUUGCCUCAAUGGGUUGCUUCUAUUGUUAAAGAGGAGUGGACUAAUGAAGUUUUCGAUUUGGAAUUAAUGAAGGAUGCAUCUAUAAUCGGUGAUGAAUUACUCAACACAUUGAAACUAGCUUUGCAUUGUGUUGAUCCUUCACCUUCUGCGAGGCCUGAGGUUCAACAAGUCCUUCAGCAAUUAGAAGAGAUUAGACCAGAUACUGCUGCUGCUACCAGUUCCGAGCAUUCUGGAGAUGUUGCAGGAGUUCCCCUCAACGAGUGAUUAAGGAAGCAAUUCCAGGAAGAAACAUAGUAGUAGAGUACAAUUCUUUCAUUAUUAAGUAUUGGUUUCAAGUAAUAAUUUCCAUGUCUGUAAUUAUAAGAUUGUUUGAACCUAUUUAAGGAUAUUAUUUUUUUUUUCAAUAAUAAUAAGAUUGAUUUUUGAAUC